Messenger RNA from Erythranthe guttata (spotted monkey flower), 1506 nucleotides. Its product is annotated as pre-mRNA-splicing factor cwc22-like. Gene Ontology annotation, biological process: mRNA splicing, via spliceosome. NCBI's taxonomy places the organism in Eukaryota, Viridiplantae, Streptophyta, Magnoliopsida, Lamiales, Phrymaceae. Gene Ontology annotation, molecular function: protein binding; RNA binding. Gene Ontology annotation, cellular component: catalytic step 2 spliceosome. The record is from RefSeq and is a predicted model, not a curated record.
AUGCAUGAACACAAACGCAGUACUACGGUGAGCAGUGCAGUGUACGUUCCUCCGUUUAAGUGGUCGUCGGAGAAUCAAACCAGCGGCGGCGGCGGCGGUGUUGAAUAUCAGAAGCGUAGAAUCAAUGGGUUGAUGAACAAAGCAAACCCUACCAACAUCAAGAAUUUCAUAAUCCCUGCUUUAUUGGCCGAAGAUCUGACACGUGGCAGCAAGGGUUUAUUCUGCCGGUCGUGUAUCAAAUCUCAAGUUGCUUCUCCGAUUUUCACGCCUCUAUUCGCGGCGUUAGUUGCUGCCGUGAACUCCAAGUUCCCGGAAACCGGGCUUCUUUUGCUGCGCAUGUUAGCACUGCAGUUUUGGAGGGCGCACUUUAGCAAAGACAGGCGGCUACUAUCCGCUUCGGUCAGGUUCGUAGCGCACUUGGUGAACCAGCGUGUGGUCAACGAGGCUAUCGCUUUCGAGCUGCUGCUGGACAACUUGCUUUUUGGAAAUCCAAGUCUUGAUUGUGUUGAGGUGGCUGUUUGCUUGGUUAGAGAAUGUGGCUCCUUUCUUCUAGAAGCUUCUCCUACGGAAUUGGACCGUGUGUUCGCGCGGUUGCGUACGGUUCUUGCUAAGGAUGAGAUGGAUAACCGUGUCCGGUUCAUGAUCGAAGAACUCUUUGCGCUGCGAAUGAAGAGUUUCGAGGGGCAACCGGCUGUUGUUCCGGAGUUGAAUGUAGUGGAUAACGAAGAACAAUGGAUUACUCAUCGGGUUUCCGUGGCCGAUGAGAUCGAAGCAGAGGUCGACGCAGAGGUAGACGAAGACAUGAUCGAAAGACUCCGCGCGCUGCAAAUAGCGAAUUUUGUUGCUCCGGAUAAAGAAGAACAAUUGAUUACUCAUCAGGUUUCCGUCGUGGUCGAUCAGAUGGGAAUUGUGAAGGACGAGACGGAGAAAAAUUUGAUCCAUUUUCGAAGAAGUAUACAGCUGGCAAUUACGGACAGUGUCGAUUACGAAGAAGCGGGGAAUAAGCUGUUGGGAAUAAUCAAGCCAGGUGAGGAGAUGGAGCUGUGUACUGUGUUUUUAGAGUGUUGCGGUAGUGAGAGAAACUACCGGCACUACUACGCGCUUUUAGGGCAUCGUCUUUGUGCGGUGAACGAAGAUUAUCAGGCGGAGUUCCAAAAGUGCUUUGUGAAGCAAUAUCAGACGGUCGACAGCUUGGACAUUAACAAAAUGCGGAAUCUUGCGAUGCUUUUGGCUCAUUUACUCGCAAUGGAGGCGUUGACUUGGCGUUUUUUUAGGUUCGUACCGUUGACCGUAGAGGGUACGACUUCUUCUUCUCGUGUUUUCCUCAAGAUCCUGUUCCAGGAACUAUCCGAGUUUCUUGAACCUCGCGAGCUGAACGAGCGUCUUACGCAACACUGUUCGGAAACCGCUCGGUAUGCUGUUGAAUUGUUCGAUUACAUCGGGCUUCGCAGUAAUGCGAAGAACUUGCGACAAUAUUUCGAAAACAUGGAAAAGGCAAAAUCUUAG